AAUGACGUAAGAAUAAGUCGAGAAAAGUAACGUGUUCUUUCUUAACGGUAAUAUUUUUUGAAUCGAGUGAAAAGAUUAAAGAAAGUUUUAUAGCUUAAUUAUGGAAACGAAAGGAUGGAAAUAUGUUUUUGUGGAUGGAAAACUUUAUAAAUAUGAUCAUUCUUCGGUUGAAAAUACGUCAUUUGUUCAUAAUAUCUUGGAUGAGACAUUCCCGAAGCAUCAACAAGAUUGCCAUUCCGGAUAUCAAUCACGAGGUAUUCAGGAGCCAUCUUACUUAUAUCGCAGAAUCUUUUAUAAUACUUUUUCUUCUAUGAAUACAGAUUACGAUACGAACCAUUUCAAUUGUGAUUUGGAGGAUCACAUCUUAGAAAACGAUGGGCUCUUCGAAGAUUGCUUAGAUCUACCGGAUCAACAGGUAUUAGAUGAGCUGGGGGAUACUCUAGACAAUUUCCUAGUGAAAACAGAAAGCAGCGAAGAAGAUACGAAUGAUUUUCUAAUCGAUGAUAAACUAUUAGAAACCUUAGAAACUAUAUAUUUAGCUGGGAAAGAUGAAGAAAACAUUGAUUUUAAUCUAACAUUAGAAGAAAUCGAUAACAUUUUGAACGAAGGACAGACAGACAGAUUAGAAGAUCAAGAGAUAUCUGAUUUGUUAAACGAUAUAGAUUCCAUCAUUGGAAAUUAAUUUACCUUCUUUUUUUAUAUGAUUUUUCUAUAUAUAUUUUAAUGUCAUUUUAACCUUUUUUUUAAACGAAAUUUUUUAAUAACAACAUUUAAAUAUAUUUUAAAAGUUAUAAAAUUUAUUAAACGAAUUUUCUAAACUUAAUUAACUAUCUAAUUUCAGUCUUGGAUAAUUAAUUUUGAUACAUUCGACGAAUGUUAUCUAAAGCAAAGAAUGAUAUGAAAUUUUAAUAUCUUUAAUAAUGGGACAUUGUUCUCUCCCCACCUGUGUUUAUGAAUUAAUUAUAAUUAAUUUAUUAUAUUAAUAUAUGAAUGAAUUAUUGGCAAUAUUUUUCCAAUAAAACGUACUUUUGUAUGAAUAUUUUUCCUCUAAAGUUAUAUAUAUAUAUAAAAAAUCAAUAUUUAAGACUUUGAUUGAUAGUUUUGAAGAGUAUUUAACAUGAUCUAUUUAGUUUUACGUGUUAUCAAUCGUUGUAUCUGAGUACUUAUCUAUCUACAUGCAAUACAUCCAGUAAUUAUUUUACUAUAAUUUUUUAAAAAAUCUUUUGUUUUAUU
Molecule: messenger RNA, 1233 nt
Organism: Centruroides sculpturatus (bark scorpion)
Lineage: Eukaryota; Metazoa; Arthropoda; Arachnida; Scorpiones; Buthidae
Exons: 2
Coding region: 101-682 (193 amino acids)
Source: RefSeq, a predicted model, not a curated record